AUGAUAAGAAGGUGCAGAGCGGUGAGCAGCCUGACGCUGAAGAGGUGGCUGUUCGUCGGCUCCCCCCCCGGGUGCAAAGGGUAUAUUCGCACAGCAGGAAACUGGGUGGAAGGAAACAGCGCGGAAGCAAUCCAAAGAAAUCACCGCCAGGACGCUGAAAUGGAACCAAAGCUGAGCAAACACUUCCGGGAAGUGUUCCAUGAUGGGUCGGAAAAGAACUUCGAAUGUCACCCAUUUAACAGAAGAUUCGCGUACAGCAAGAAAAGCUUUUUCCCCAUCGAGCCCCGCAAUCUGCGAACCCUGGGCGUGAACAGACAGAGGAAGAAAAAGAGGGGCAGAGGUGAUAAGGGUCCAGGAAAAGGGAUUCGAGAAAAACACAAACAUAGGAAGUCAGGCAGACCAAACAGUCGUACAUUUGAAAGUGGACGGACCCCUUUGUAUAGGAGGUUGCCAAAAUGGCCCGAGGCAUGGCUAAGUAGGCAAAAAAAGAACUAUGACUGUCUUAACCUUUCCAAGCUGAGGUACUUUAUUGAGAAGGGAAGAUUGGAUGUGCGAUUCCCAAUCACGCAGAGACAUUUGCAUGACUCCAAGUGUGUAAAAGUGAAAAAUGGAGUGAAGCUGUUUAACGUGAAUGAUUAUCCUUUCCCUUACAAGAUCGACAUCGAAGUGGCCAAUGCAGAUCAGUCCUCCAUCGAUGUCAUUAAAAAAGUCGGAGGGACAGUAACCAUUAUCUACAUGGAACGGAUAAAUCUCAGGGCCCACAUCAAGCCCUACAAAUUUGAAGUUCUGCCCAGAACAGCUAGACCCAAUCUCGACAUGAUUCACUUUUUGGAGAAAAUGAGGAGUAGGGGGUGCCUCGUUAAGUAUAUAAAGCCCUUGUGGAUGAUUGAGGAAGAGAAGCGAAUCAUCAAUGAGCUCACCGAGGUGGAGGAGAGCUCCAAGCUGUGCCCCGAGGGGGCGAACUCCUGGGGGGACGCCGAAGACGAGGAGAAGCGACGCGAGAGGUUGCUCCGCGGCUACCGCCUGCAGAACACGCGCGUAGACGGGGGCAUUGAUGCGUAG
Messenger RNA from Plasmodium inui San Antonio 1, 1062 nucleotides. RefSeq lists its product as hypothetical. Bases 1 to 1062 code for a protein of 353 amino acids. Gene Ontology annotation, molecular function: structural constituent of ribosome. The transcript has a single exon. Gene Ontology annotation, biological process: translation. The record is from RefSeq and is a predicted model, not a curated record. Lineage: Eukaryota; Apicomplexa; Aconoidasida; Haemosporida; Plasmodiidae. Gene Ontology annotation, cellular component: mitochondrial large ribosomal subunit.